UUAGCACCAGAUGCGGCACACGCGCUUGACGAGGCGGUAGCAGUGGCGCGCCGCCGUGGACAUGCUCAAACGACGUCACUUCACGCCAUAUCCGCCCUUCUCUCUCUCCCUUCCUCCGCCCUUCGCGACGCUUGUGCACGCGCCCGUAAAACCACCGCCUAUUCUCCUCGUCUUCAAUUCAAAGCACUCGAGCUCUGUCUCAGCGUCUCUCUUGAUCGAGUCCCUUCCACUCAAAUCUCCGAUGACCCUCCGGUUUCCAACUCCCUCAUGGCCGCCAUUAAGCGCUCUCAGGCCAACCAGCGCCGCCAGCCGGAGAAUUUCCAUUUGUAUCACCAGCUAUCUCACCAGUCCUCCAUUGCUUGCGUCAAAGUCGAGCUCCAGCAUUUUCUUCUCUCCAUUCUUGACGAUCCUGUCGUCAGUAGGGUUUUUGGUGAAGCCGGAUUCCGGAGCUCCGAAAUUAAGCUUGCUAUUAUUCGCCCUUUUCCUCAGCUUCUUCGCUACACCUCUCGUGCUAGAGGUCCCCCUUUGUUCCUCUGUAAUUUGAUGGACUGUUCCGAUCCCAAUCGUCGGGGUUUCUUGUUUCCCCUUUCCGGAUUUCGCGAUGGAGACAACAACGAGAACAAUCGCAGAAUCGGAGAGGUUUUGGGAAGAAACAGAGGAAGGAAUCCCCUGCUUGUCGGAGUAUCUGCUUACGUUGCGCUCAAGGGUUUCAUGGAAGCUGUUGAGAAACGGAACGACAAUUUCUUGCCGGAGGAAUUGGCUGGUGUGAGAACUAUUUGUCUAGAGAACGAUUUCUCUAGGUUUUUGUCUGAGAAUUACGAAAUGGGGUCUUUGAAUAUGAGAUUUGUGGAAGUUGUUCAGAUGGUGGAGCAGUCGCCGGAGUCUGGAUUGAUAGUGAAUUUCGGAGAUUUGAAGGCAUUUGUCAGCGAUAAUUCUACCGAUGAUCGAGCAAGCCAUGUUGUUGGCCAAUUGAAAAAGUUGGUCGACGUUCACGGUGAUAAAGUUUGGCUGAUCGGCGCCGCUGCAAGCUAUGAGACUUACUUGAGAUUUGUGACUAAAUUUCCUUCCAUCGAGAAGGAUUGGGAUUUGCAUCUUUUGCCCAUCACUUCUCUCAAACCUGAAUCAUAUCCCAGGUCCAGUUUGAUGGGAUCAUUUGUACCACUUGGUGGAUUCUUUUCCACUCCUGAUGCAAGUAUCCCUUUGAAUGGUUCGUGCCAACAUCCUUCCCGCUGUCUUCAAUGUGACAAAAGCUGUGAAGACGAAGUAAUUGCUGCUUCAAAGGGUGUUUUUACUCCGCCUCUUGCCGAGCAGUACCAAUCUAGCCUGUCUUCUUGGAUGCAAAUGACUGAACUUAGCAACUUCGAUGCAUUUGAUGUGAAGACCAGAGAUGAUGGACUGGUACUGAGUGCCAAAAUUGCAGGGUUCCAAAAGAAAUGGGACAAUAUAUGCCAGCGUCUUCAUCACGGUCAACCAUUAAAAGAAGCACCCAUGUUUCCGACGGUUGUGGGAUUCCAAGUCAGUGAAGAUAAAAGGGAAGAUGCAGCUGUCAUCAACUGCAGCAGCAGUGCCUGUGUUUCAUCACACAAGGAUUCAUCCGCAGAUUUGAACUCCAGAAAUUUCAUGGAUUUGCCCAAGAUUUCUCUCUCGAGAUCAAACACAUUUCCUUUAUCUGGCAAGGCGAGUAAUGAGAAUUUCCUAUCCAAACUUCAGGAAGAAACACCUAAAACUGAAGAUCUCGAGUUAGGGGGUCGCAACUCUCCUUUCAGCCUGUCUAUUUCCAGUGUGGAUGAUGAAAAUCGAACAUCCUCCCCGUCUGCAGGUUCUGUCACGACAGAUUUAGGAUUGGGGAUAGUUUCUUUGCCUACCAGUUAUAAGCUGAAGAAACCAUUAAAUCCUAAUAGCGCAGACUUUCCAUCUGACUUAUCAGGCUGCUGCUCUACAAAUGUUGAUUUAGUUAAUGGUAAAGUCUGUAAUGGCUUCACCCCAUCUUCAUCCUGUUCCAGCCCUGAACAAAGAGGACAGAUGAAUGCUAUGGAUGUCAAGACACUCUUUCGAUUGCUGAAGGAAAGAGUUUUCUGGCAAGAUCAGGCUGUGAGCAUCAUUAGUCAAACAAUAUCCCAACGCCAAACAAGAAGCGAUAAACGCCAUGGAUCUAAUUUGAGAGGGGAUAUAUGGUUCAACUUUGUUGGUCCUGAUAAGUUUGCUAAAAAACAAGUCGCUAUUGCACUUGCUGAGAUAUUGUAUGGCAAUAAGGAUCAGUUCAUUUGUGUUGAUUUGAGUUCCCAAGAUGGGAUGAUCAAUCCCGAUACGCCACAAAUGAGAAGUUACAAUGCAGAAUUCAGAGGGAAAACUGUUCUGGAUAUCGUCGCUGCUGAAUUGAGAAAGCAACCCUUAUCCAUUGUUAUGCUUGAAAAUGUCGACAAGGCUGAACUUCUUGAUCAAAAUAGAUUGUCAAAAGCUAUUCAAACUGGUAAACUCUCAGAUCUGCAAGGAAGAGAAGUUAGCAUUAAAAAUGCGAUAUUCGUGACGUCGUCAACAUCGUUUAUUACAGAUCAUCGAAUAACUUUUCCCAACAAGCAAAUGUCCAAGUAUUCUGAAGAAAGACUCUUGAAAGCUAAAAGUUGGCCAUUGUGCAUAGAAGUUGCUUCGAGCUUUGGAGAUCAAACAAACCGAAGCAAGACGGUCUCUGAUACAGAGAGAAAGAGCAUCCUUAACCCCUUUUUUAUGAGCAAAAGGAAGCUUAAUGUCAUAGAUGAAUCUUCAGAUCAGCAUGAAAUAUCUGAAAUGGUGAAACGGAGUAAUAAGAUGCCAAUGUCCAACAAAUACCUGGAUUUGAAUCGGCCUGCAGAAGAGAAUGCCCGGCAUGAUAUUGAUGAUGAUUGCCCUGAUAACGACUCCACUUCUGAGAUCUCCAAAACAUGGUUACAAGAUUUUUGUAACCACAUUGAUCAAGCAGUAGUGUUCAAGCCAUUUGAUUUUGAUGAUCUAGCUGAGAAAAUUCAAAAGGACGUUAAGAAGAUCUUCCACAGUGUGUUUGGCCCAGAAUUCAUGCUUGAGAUCGACUCAAAGGUCAUGGAACAAUUGCUUGCAGCUGCUUAUAUUUCAUAUGGGAACAGAGAUGUUGACGAUUGGAUGGAGCAAGUACUAAGCAGGAAAUUCUUAGAAGUCAAAAGAAUACACAUACUCUCUUCUUAUUCCAUUAUCAAACUUUCCACAUGUGACCAGGAGCUUUCAUUGGAGGAAAAAACAGCAGAAGUCUGUCUUCCCCAGAGAAUCAUUUUCAAUCUGAAGUCGUGUUCUAGCUAAGAUGUAAAAUGUAGUGUCAUGUAAUCUAGUAAAACCUUGCCUAGCCUGUAAAUCCCAUAAUUUUGUUGGGUUUUCUUUUUCCAGGUUAUGUUCUGUAAGAUAUGAUAUUUAGUUGCGUGAUGAAGUUCAGCAAGUUAUAAGCCAUUCACCAUUGUUUUUGCUUGCA
Benincasa hispida (wax gourd) is the source of this 3472-nucleotide messenger RNA. Its product is annotated as protein SMAX1-LIKE 8-like. NCBI's taxonomy places the organism in Eukaryota, Viridiplantae, Streptophyta, Magnoliopsida, Cucurbitales, Cucurbitaceae. Gene Ontology annotation, molecular function: ATP binding; ATP hydrolysis activity. The record is from RefSeq and is a predicted model, not a curated record.